This is a messenger RNA of Trypanosoma theileri, 1017 nucleotides long. RefSeq lists its product as uncharacterized. Bases 1 to 1017 code for a protein of 338 amino acids. The record is from RefSeq and is a predicted model, not a curated record. The transcript has a single exon. NCBI's taxonomy places the organism in Eukaryota, Euglenozoa, Kinetoplastea, Trypanosomatida, Trypanosomatidae.
AUGAUGAUGAUGCGUAACGUGCUGUUUGGUUUGGUUCUUUUACUCUGUUGCGUUUGCGUUUCUGUGCUUGCAGCUCAAAGUGUAGAACCUCAGGAUAGCGGUGCACUGGGUGGUCCAAGAGCUUUGGAGUCUGAGGCUGAUACUGUGCAAGACGAUUUGGCGACAGAAAGAUCUAAACAUUGCGCUGAUGAUCAAACGGAAAGUGAUUCUUGCAAAAACCAAACCGCAGGAGAUUCGGUUACAAAAGGUGAUGAAAGGAAAAACUUAAACACCGGAGAUAAUACAGUUCGACAAACAACGUCCUCAGUGGGACCUCGUCAACCCACUACUUCUGAUCGUCCUGAUACCAUGGCAGAAAAGCAGAGUGAAGAAGCUCAAGGGACGAGUGAAGGUAAAGGGAAAGACGGGUCGACUGGGAAGGAAGGGGAACCUAAAGAAAAUGAGAGACUAGCAUCAGUAAGUAAUGACUUAUCCCAUUCUGCAAGCGAUGCGAAGGCAAGCGGACCUGUGAGCAAACAGUCUCUUAACGUGGAAAAUGGUAGUCAAGGUGGAGCCGGUCCAGCCGACAAUACUGGACAAUCUCAAGAAGGUCAUCUCACACCAUCAACAUCCUCUUCUAUAUCACCCAAUACACAUUCCGCAGAUACAUCCUCUGACAGCAGUACACCAAACACUUCUCCCAGUACUUCAGCCACACCAGCUAAUGGAGGAUCAGAAACCAAAACGACCGGGAAUGACACUCCAGCGGCAGGACGUGAGUCUUCAAAUAACACCGAGGAUGGAGAAAAUACAGAACCAACAACGAAUACCUCAGCGAACACGAACCCUGACACUACCAAUACACCCACUGAGGAGGACUCAGCCACCACCACCACAACAACAACCACAACAACACUUCCUCCUGAACUCACAAACAACAAGAAGGGUGAUGCAGACAGCAGCAGUAUCAGCCGUUCUGUGUGGGUGCGUGUACCACUACUGAUUGUGGUUACACUGGCCUGUAUUCUUGUGUGCUGA